AUGCCCGUAGAACAUACUGCAACCACCACCAUUCUGAAACACCCCAAGGGAUCUGUAGAGAUUCUCGCAUAUGGGGCAACCGUCGUAUCUUGGAAAUUCAAAGACCAAGAACGGCUUUUUGUUUCUUCGAAAGCAUUUCUAGACGGGUCGAAGCCCGUUCGAGGCGGCAUACCAGUCGUAUUCCCUUGCUUUGGUGCGCCAGUGCACCCUGAGCAUUUCAAGUUGGCACAACACGGCUUUGCGAGAAAUGAAAUCUGGAAAUUUGACUCGAUUGUUAUGGAUAAUGGAGUUGGAGUAUCGGUCAGAUUCACUCUGGACUCUGAUAGUGGUCACAUCAAGGAGUUGUACUCCAAACCCUUCAAGCUGGCCUAUGUUAUCACGUUGGCGGGGCAUCAGCUCAGCACUGACCUGCAUGUUGGGAAUACCUCCACAUCCGACUCCCUUGAAUUCCAGGCUUUGCUGCAUACCUACAUCCGCGCUCCAGCCGACGAUGUCUGCAUCACUUCUCUUAAAGGUCUGUCCUACUACGACAAAACCGAAUCCACUCAGGAGGCUCGGGCUAUGCCGAAGACGGAAACCAGAGAUGAAAUCCUAGUCAAGAACUUCACGGAUUCGGUCUACGAAAACGCGCCAUUAGACUAUAAGGUUGUUUGGCCAAGCGGGGGUGUUCACGUCAAGACUAAGGGCUUCAAAGACGUCGUAAUAUGGAACCCCCAAGAAGAAGGCCGAAAAAUCGGUGACAUGGAAGUUGGAGGAUGGAAAAAAUACGUGUGUGUUGAACCGGGCUAUGUUCGAGGAUUCGUGUCUCUUGAACCGGGCGAGACUUGGAUUGGACAGCAGGUCAUUACGGUUCUCGAGAGUGAUUAA
Molecule: messenger RNA, 867 nt
Organism: Cyclocybe aegerita
Lineage: Eukaryota; Fungi; Basidiomycota; Agaricomycetes; Agaricales; Hemipholiotaceae
Source: the annotation of a GenBank genome assembly